Ogataea parapolymorpha DL-1 is the source of this 1530-nucleotide messenger RNA. RefSeq names its product MFS transporter. Gene Ontology annotation, biological process: transmembrane transport. The record is from RefSeq and is a predicted model, not a curated record. Bases 1 to 1530 code for a protein of 509 amino acids. Gene Ontology annotation, cellular component: membrane. Gene Ontology annotation, molecular function: transmembrane transporter activity. The transcript has a single exon. NCBI's taxonomy places the organism in Eukaryota, Fungi, Ascomycota, Pichiomycetes, Pichiales, Pichiaceae.
AUGUCAAACGAACCUCUGCCUGACCCAGAAGCCGCUUCCAAAACAUCGCUGCAAGUGUCCGAGACGGACGACACGAACCUCGAGUUUAUGGUUCCGGAGCCGCCGUUCGAGAAAAUCUCCAGGUUGCGGCUCCUGACAUUUAUCGCUCUCAUGGCUACCUCCCAGAUUUUUUCCCAGGCGCUUUUGGCACAAUCACUUGUGCCGUCCCCGUAUACGGCGAAAUCGUUUGGCGUGGAGGGCGACCAGGGCCAGAUUUCGUGGAUGACGGCUGCCUACUCGCUCUCGGUGGGUACAUUUAUCCUGAUCUCGGGCAGAGUGGGUGAUCUGGUUGGCUACAAAAAAGUGUUUCUCGCGAGCUACCUGAGCUUGGCUUUAUGGUCGCUCCUGGGGGGGCUGAGCCAAUAUAGCGGCUCAAUUGAGUUUUUCGACAUUUGUCGCGCGCUCCAGGGCCUCUCAGUUUCAGCCGCUGUGCCCAACGCGCUCGGUCUGCUGGGGCACUAUCUGCCAGUUGGGAAAUUACGCAAUUUAGCCUUUGGAUUUUUCGGAGCAGUCGCACCCCUGGGUUUUGUUUUGGGCGCCCUCAUGAGCUCUGUACUGGCCCAGUUUGCCACGUGGCCAUGGGCAUUCUAUGUCACCGCUAUCGUGAGUGUGGUCAAAACAGCGGUGUCAAUUUUCGUGAUUCCGAAAAAUAUUGUCACCGUCCAUAAAAACCUCACUGCACAUCAUUUCGACCUAUACGGAGCUGCCACGGGUAUUAGCGGCCUUGUGCUGAUUAAUUUCGCCCUCAACCAGGGCCCCGUCGUUGGCUGGAAAGUGCCAUAUGUCUACAUUCUGCUAAUAGUCGGAGUUGCAUUUAUGGUUGCAUUUGCUUGGAUCGAACGCGUUGCUACACACCCCCUCGUGCCUAAACUCAACACCGCCGUUGUCUUCACACUUGCCUGCAUCGCCUUCGGCUGGUCAAGCUUCGGCAUCUGGAUUUAUUACACGUUCCGAUUCGCGUACGAUAUUCUCAACCUAAGCCCGCUGAUUGCGUCCGUGCAAUUUAUUCCGUCGUGCAUUGCUGGAUUGCUGGCCGGAAUGAUCACCGCAAACCUCAUCCACCGGGUGCCCGCCUCGAUAAUGCUGAUGAUCGCAAUGGCCUGUUUCGUGGGCGGGCUCGUUAUCAUGGGUCUCAGACCGAGGGGCCAGAUCUACUGGGCACAGAAAUUCCCUUCCAUCGUGGUGUGCUGCUUCGGCAUGGAUAUCAGCUUCCCGUCAGGAAUAUUGAUUCUCUCCAACAAACUGCCAAGACGCCACCAGGGCCUUGCAGCGUCGCUCGUGACAACGGUUGUGAACUACGCGAUCUCGGUAGGUCUGGGUUUGGCCGGCACUGUCGAGUACUAUAAAAUUAAAAACGGAGCAGAUACGUACACUGGGAUCCGCAGUGCAUUCUACAUGGGUAUGGCGCUGUCCGCUGCUGGACUAAUCUGCUCCGUGUUCUUUGUGUACUACCAGCUGGUCCGACACAGGCACAGUGCGCAUAAAAUUUGA